Molecule: messenger RNA, 903 nt
Organism: Fusarium keratoplasticum
Lineage: Eukaryota; Fungi; Ascomycota; Sordariomycetes; Hypocreales; Nectriaceae
Product: Aldo-ket-red domain-containing protein
Exons: 1
Coding region: 1-903 (300 amino acids)
Cellular component (GO): cytosol
Molecular function (GO): aldose reductase (NADPH) activity
Source: RefSeq, a predicted model, not a curated record
AUGGCUGGCAAUUCUCUGGCCCUCGACGGUCCCGUUGUUCCCUCUUUUCUCUACGGCUGUGCAGAGAAGCCCGACCCUUCGGUCAUCCUAGCCGCUCUCAAUGCAGGCUACCGUGGGAUAGACAGCGCCUGUCAGCCUCAAUUCUACGACGAAAAAGCUAUUGGCCAAGCGAUUGCCUCAGCACUGUCUCCUGUAUCUGGAGGGGGACUGGGCUUGAAGCGUAGGGGCUUGUUUGUUCAAACGAAAUUUACGACUCCUGCAGGGCACAAGCCUCACCUGGCGCCUUACCUUGGCGAGGACCUCCCAGAGGUCAAGGUUCGAAAAAGCCUUGACAUGAGCCUGGCAAAGUUGGGAGUCGAUUACGUCGACUGCUUACUCCUUCAUGGGCCAAUGCCAACACUUGGAGAGACGCUUGAGAUAUGGGCCGGAAUGGAAUCUGUCUGUGACAAAGUUCUCAGUCUAGGACUUUCGAAUGUCUCGCUUGAGCAACUCGAGGCUGUGUACAAUCAUGCAACAAUCAAGCCAGCCAUCGUGCAAAAUCGUUUCUGGUACCACAACCACUUCGACUCGGCUGUGAGGUCAUUCUGUGCGGAAAACAACAUCGUGUACCAGGCAUUUUGGGUCCUGACUGGGAAUCCGCAGCUUCUAGACUCCAAUUUCGUGGGAUGGCUCGCAGAGAGAGUGGGGGCGUCAAGAGAGGAUACACUCUUCAGCCUUGUUCUGUCUCUAGGCCAGGACGGGCCGCAGGUUUCAGUGUUGAAUGGCACAACUAACCCAGAAAGGAUGCUCCGCAGCCUCGAGGUGGUGCGGAGGAUGGGAGAAGUACCGGAGUUUGUUAGACAAGGGUUUGUAGAUGAGCUGGAUUCACUGGCCAAACGACUGAAGAACACGAGUACGGCUUGA